AUGCUAUACACGUGGCUUUCAACACUUGCUGGAGGAGCACUGGUGCUGUAUGUCUCUCUGAGGAUAUUUUCCCCAUAUUUCUGGGAGGAUCUGCUCUACUUCUUGAGACGGAAGAGGUUAAAAGCAAUAAUAAAGAAAAGGGCAAGCAAUGGAAUUCUCUCAAUAAUUGAUCUUUUCAUUCAGAGAGUGGAAAAGAUUCCCCACAAGCCAUUCAUCAUCUACGAAGGGAAGGUGCACACCUACCAAGAUGUAGACAAGAGAAGUAACAGGCUAGCCCAGGUCUUCCUCCACCAUGCAGCUCUGGAAAAGGGCGACACAGUGGCCCUGCUGAUGGGCAAUGAGCCCGACUUCAUCCAUGUGUGGUUUGGACUGGCCAAGCUGGGCUGUGUGGUGGCUUUCCUCAACUUCAAUGUCCACUUCAGAUCUCUCUUGCACUGUAUUAAUGAAUGUGCAGCGAAAGCACUGGUGAUAGCAGAAGAUCGUUUAGGAUCGAUAGAGAAGGAGUUUAUUUUUCAUCUCAUGGACAAUAAUGUUACUAUCUGGCUGAUGAGCACCAGUUCUCCUUUCCAGCAUGUUGGUACUAUACUGGACAAACUAGAUAAGGUCCCUGAUGACCCUGUUCCAUCUUGCCUUAGAUCUGUGACUGACCAAGGAAACACAGCUGUGUAUAUCUUCACAUCAGGAAGUACAGGCUUCCCCAAACCUGCUAUCAUCACCCAUCGAAGAACCCUGUCUUCCUCUUCAGCCUUUGUCCAGUGUGGGGCAGUUUCUCAGGAUAUUAUGUAUCUCACUCUUCCUUUGUACCACAUCAGUGCUUCUCUUCUCGGCAUUGGUGGAUGCAUUGCAUUAGGAGCAACUUGUGUUUUGAAGAAGAAAUUUUCGGCAAGCCAGUUUUGGAAUGACUGUAGAAAAUAUAAUGUAACGAUCUUUUUGUACAUAGGGGAACUUUGUCGUUACCUUUGUAACCAGCCCAGUAGAGAAGUGGACAGAGUUCACCAAGUGCGUAUGGCUCUAGGAAAUGGCAUAAGACCUGCUAUCUGGAAAGAAUUCCUGAUAAGGUUUGGCCCAAUUAAAAUAUUUGAAUUCUAUGGAUCCACAGAAGGAAAUUCUUUUUUCUUAAAUUAUACAAAUAAAAUAGGAGCUGUGGGCCGUGCUGGUGUUUUCUCAAGGUUCCUACAUUCUUUUGAAUUGUUGAAAUAUGAUGUAUGGAAACAGGAACUUAUGAAAGAUGAACAUGGAAGGUGUAAGAAAGCACCAAUAGGUGAACCUGGCCUUCUGGUUGUCAAGGUGACACAGGAAACCCCAUUUUCUGGAUAUGCUGGAAAUAAAGAAAUCUCUGAGAAGAAACUCCUGCGUAAUGUGUUUGUGAAAGGAGAUGUAUAUUUUAACACAGGAGAUCUCCUGGUGAUGGACCAGAGUGGAUUCCUUUACUUCAGUGACCGAGUGGGAGACACUUUUAGAUGGAAAGGAGAAAACGUUGCCACUGUAGAAGUCUCUGAGAUCAUUGGGAUGAUGGAUUUUGUUCAAGAAGUUAAUGUUUACGGUGUAAGCGUAAAAAAUUAUGAAGGAAGAAUAGGGAUGGCAGCUGUUGUGCUUAAGCCUGACCAACCAUUUGAUGGAGAAAGACUUUACAAGCAUGUUGUGGACUUCCUUCCAAGUUAUGCCCAACCACGCUUUGUGAGAAUCAUGGAUAUUAUGCAAAUUACUACAACUUUCAAACAUCAGAAAAUGCAUCUGGUGAAUGAAGGAUUUAAUCCAGAAAUUAUAUCUGAACCUCUGUAUUUCUUGCAUGAACCUGCACAUUCCUAUAUUCCUUUGACAAGAGAGAUAUACAGGAAGGUGGUUUCUGGUGAAAUACGUUUAUAA
Molecule: messenger RNA, 1866 nt
Organism: Rhea pennata
Lineage: Eukaryota; Metazoa; Chordata; Aves; Rheiformes; Rheidae
Product: long-chain fatty acid transport protein 6-like
Exons: 10
Coding region: 1-1866 (621 amino acids)
Molecular function (GO): long-chain fatty acid transmembrane transporter activity; long-chain fatty acid-CoA ligase activity
Source: RefSeq, a predicted model, not a curated record